Staurois parvus is the source of this 930-nucleotide messenger RNA. The record is from the annotation of a GenBank genome assembly. NCBI's taxonomy places the organism in Eukaryota, Metazoa, Chordata, Amphibia, Anura, Ranidae.
CGUCUUGGGAUAUAUAUUUUUCUCACUGGCUGCAUAAUAAUAACAGUCUUUGGAAAUUUGGGCAUCAUUAUUUCCAUCAGCCAUUUCAAAGAAUUACAUUCCCCAACAAAUUUUCUUAUUCUUUCCAUGGCUGCCACAGACUUCUUUCUUGGUGUCCUCAUAAUGCCCUGUAGUAUGAUAAGAUCUGUGGAAAGAUGUUGGUAUUUUGGAAAAUUCUUUUGUAAAAUCCAUUACAGUUUUGACUUAAUGCUUAGUGUCAUCUCUAUUUUCCAUCUUUGCUCUAUAGCCAUUGAUAGAUUUUAUGCUGUAUGUGAUCCUCUCCACUAUCCAAUUAAAAUCACCACAUCUGUCACUAAGAAAAUGAUAUUUAUCUGCUGGUCUCUGCCAGCUAUGUUUGCUUUUGGAGUUGUCAUAACAAAUUCCCAUGUAUCAGGAAUAGUUGGAUAUGAGGCAUUAGUGGAUUGUUUUAAUUUAUGUCCAAUUACGUUCAACAAAUUGUGGUCUGUGAUUAUGUUUUUUGCAUGCUUUUUUAUUCCUGGCUCAGUUAUGGUUGGAAUUUACAUACAAAUAUUCAUAGUUUCUCAAAGGCAUGCUAACAUUCUGAAACAAGUUAUGGGGAACUUGAAGGACAAAAUGACAACUCAAAUUUCCAAGCAGAAGGACCGGAAAGCUGCAAAGACACUGGGCAUUGUGAUGGGAGUGUUCAUAUCAUGUUGGAUGCCAGUGUUUAUAACUAUUUUAGCUGAUCCAUUUCUCAACUUUUCCACACCUGAACUUUUAUUUGAUGCUCUCAAUUGGCUUGGCUAUAUCAAUUCAACAUGUAACCCGCUAAUAUAUGGAUUUUUCUAUCCAUGGUUUAGGAAAUCCCUGAGAUACAUAAUUUUUGGCAAAAUAUUUGAACCUGACUCUAGCUUAGUAAAUCUAUCUUAA